CAAUGAACAGACGUGGCAGAUUCCAUCCGAUCAUCACUGAUAAAGGAGGGUGACUUCAGAUGGAUGAAGAGUAGCUGAUCCUGGUCGGGAUUUGCUCAACUUCCUGAAAUGGAUUAUGGGGCACGGCCGUUGCAACCGCGCAUGGCAUCGUCCCGAUUUCCUGCAUGACUGGUUGCAAGAGAUAUCGAGAUAAGUUCGUAAUCUAAAGGCAUAAAAGGUCUAGGUGAGUACAGCAUCUGGGUACGUCUGUUCAUCUCGUCUUAAUAGAGGGCAUCACGACUUUCAUCCUCGGUUUGAGAGAUCUAGCUCCAACAUCAAUAACACCGCCAAAAUGCGUCGCGCCAUUUUCGUCCUACCUCUUCUCUUGUUGGCUAAUCCAGUAUCGGCGGUGACUUGGUACUUCCUCCGUUACUACCCCGCGUCAGGUCAGAAGUUCACCUCUUUCUCGGGCGAGAUGGCGAUCCCAUCACUACCGCGCGCCGGCGUUUACUACCUCUGGCCAGGCUUGCAACCAACCGAUAACAGUGGUGUAUACCAAAAUGUUCUCGAUGGCCGGAGCGGGACAUGGUGGCUCGGCUCCGGGUGGUGCUGCUCCAACCCGAGUCUCCCUUGGGGCGGAGGCUUCAACACGUACGGCGGGGAGACGAUUUCGUUUCAGAACAUCCUGAAAUCGGAUAAUUCGGUGUGGACCAGUACUGUGACGAGGCAAACUGGAGGUCAGGUUGUUACCAAUGACUUCGCCUUGGCCGACAAAACUUUUAAUCAAGUGCUCUUUGCCAUUGAGUUAUACGACGUCUCAUGGGACUUUGGCCCAUUAGCAUUCAACAAUGUUGUAAUUACCUCCACUGGUAGUUCAGAUUCAAGUUGGUGCACUAGCUUGCCGCAAAAUUACAACUCGGCGACCAACUAUACCAUCACCGGCACGAGUGCGACUGUGAGCGGCGACACAGUCACUUGCAGUAUCCAGUCAGUUGUGCUCAACGCACCGGCGUGAGAGACGUAACUAGGCCAUUGCGACAAUGAUUGGUAUUAUCAUGUUAUUCUGAGAGGGGUGGUCCUCUAUGCUCAACAUCAGGGGAUAUCAAGAAAACCAGCUUAACGCUACAAUCCAUCUCUCUCUCUCUCUCUCUCUCUCUCUCUCUCUCUC
Colletotrichum acutatum is the source of this 1147-nucleotide messenger RNA. RefSeq lists its product as uncharacterized. The record is from RefSeq and is a predicted model, not a curated record. NCBI's taxonomy places the organism in Eukaryota, Fungi, Ascomycota, Sordariomycetes, Glomerellales, Glomerellaceae. The coding region runs from base 332 to 994 and encodes 220 amino acids. The transcript has 4 exons.